CGCUGCCUGGGUGAACUAUAAAGUCGGCCCUCAGACACAGUAGCUCCACCUUGUAUUGAUGUACAGAGCGUGCAAAAUGCUCCAUGCACUGUUGUUAUUUGUGUUCGCCCUCACUGCCUCCAGUGCAGCCACAAGUGUGAGUCAUGGUGCCCAUGAUGACAAGUGCCCAAUCCUCAUCAAAGUUCUGGAUUCUGUGAGUGGUACACCGGCUGCAAACCUGCACAUCCAAAUGCAGAGGCAAGGUGAUGAUCAAACCUGGCAGCAGCUCUCCACAGCGGUCACAGGAAUAAGUGGAGAAGUCCACAAUCUUACUUCCGAGGAGCAUCUACCAGCUGGUCUGUACAAAGUCCAUUUCGACACUGGUGCCUACUGGAGGAACAAAGGAAUUAACCACUUCCAUGAAUGUGCUGAUGUGGUCUUCCGUGUACCAAGUGCAAGCCAGCAACACUACAUUCUUGCAGUUCUUCUCAGUCCCUACUCCUACUCCUCUACAGGGCUGACUAGAAAUCCACAUUAGAAUGAAUGUGUGGCACCCAGUAAAGGCUGUUCACCCUUCAUAUGUGAAAAUGAUUCAGAAACUAAUAAAUUAAAGGUCAAUGUUGUGAUUUGUGCAAACAAAACUAAAUUAAAACUUUGGCUUGCAUUUUGAAUAUAUUUCUAACUGAUCAUAAACUAAUUAAAACAUUGCUUAGAUAAAAAAUGUAAACUAACACUGAUUUUGUACUUCAACAGGUUAGACGUUUUUGAAUGCUAUUCUUUUUAGCUUAUGUUAUUCUUUAUCUCUGUAGACAUCCAUAAGGGAGUUUUUCUUCAGUAUGUUGUACUCAUCGCUUAAAGGCAGAGUUUUUUUUUAAACUUCUGCCAAUUUAUAUUAGAUGUUUAUUUUA
Molecule: messenger RNA, 887 nt
Organism: Hypanus sabinus (Atlantic stingray)
Lineage: Eukaryota; Metazoa; Chordata; Chondrichthyes; Myliobatiformes; Dasyatidae
Gene: ttr
Product: transthyretin (prealbumin, amyloidosis type I)
Exons: 4
Coding region: 59-517 (152 amino acids)
Biological process (GO): purine nucleobase metabolic process
Source: RefSeq, a predicted model, not a curated record